CCGGACGAGACAACGUGAUGUUCCACUUCGCCAAACAGCGGAAUACAGACAAGCUCCAACCUAUCAUCAUAUUGGUCAUGGGCCCUACUGGAGUGGGGAAAACAUCCUUCAUCAACCUCGUCAGCGGAUCACAACUGCGAGUUUCUAAGGGGUUAGAGUCUACCACGGCAGCCGUAGAGGCUUCCCAAUCGUUUACGUUCCAGGAUCGCUACAGAGUCACUCUGAUUGAUACACCCGGAUUUGACGACACCAAGAGGAGCGAUGCGGAGAUUCUUACAACGGUCGCCCAGCAUCUCUCGUCCUCCUUUAAGAGAGGAGAGGUAUUGACCGGGGUGGCCUAUCUCCAUCGCAUCUCCGAUAACAGGAUGGGAGGCAUAGCAUUGCGCAACUUCAAGAUGUUUACAGAGUUGUGCGGCAAAGAAGCACUGUCCAAUGCCGCCAUUGUGCUGAACAUGUGGAACGAAGUCGAGGAAGACGUUGCGAUAGCGAGAGAGCAGGAACUGCGCACCAAUUUCUUCAGACCCGCUAUCGAUGCUGGUGCUCAGCUCUUCCGGAACGAUAACACACGUUCCUCCACAGAUGCAAUACUGUCGUAUCUCAGCAGCAGGUCUCCGGCACCACUUGCAAUCCAGAGAGAGUUGUUAGAGCAGCACAAAGCUCUGCGUGAUACCGCUGCCGGGAUGGCCUUGUUGGGAACCCUGGAGAAGAAGAAGCGCGAGAAUGAGCAGCGAUUACAGGAGAUGAUGGGGGAGAUCGACGAGGCUAUCAAGCGGAAGGACAGCGAAGAUCAGAGAGAGCUCAAAGGAGCGUACGACAAGCUACAAGAGCUUAAAAUGAAGCUCGAACAGGAACGGCAGCAGAUUCAAGCUGACGACGGGACCACUGGCGCGACAGUUCAGCGACAUCGUCUGACCGCAAUCAUGUCGGGCUGUAGACGACUAUUACGCAGACCUGGUCGUUCAAGUAACCAUCUAAGGGCUGCUCAUAAGUAA
Molecule: messenger RNA, 992 nt
Organism: Laetiporus sulphureus 93-53
Lineage: Eukaryota; Fungi; Basidiomycota; Agaricomycetes; Polyporales; Laetiporaceae
Exons: 4
Coding region: 18-992 (324 amino acids)
Molecular function (GO): GTP binding
Source: RefSeq, a predicted model, not a curated record